UUCUCUUUGUUGGUUUGGUUUUUAAUUUAGUAAAGAACUAGUUAUCUGGAUUUAAAUGAAUGAUGCGGCAUCUGUAGUCCUGCAAGUUGUGUGGCUGGGAAGGAGACAUCACUGGCUUUGUUCAGAAGUGUUUGUAGGUUCAGUGGUCAGGUGAAAGUUGUGGUCAGAGACAGCAGAGAUGUAGCUGUAAGUUAGCAUUUUCCAUCAUUGUGCUGAAGUGAGGGAUUCUGGAACGUGCUUCUUAUUAAUCGGCUGUGUGACCGUGGGUGAGUCCCGUCAUCUUUGUAGGCUGGACUUUGGGUGGAGCUCGUGUCCAUUUUAUCCUCUGCUGUAUCCCAGUCCCAGCUCAGGGCUUGGGCACAUGACAGUGCCUGCCUAGUAAAAACGUGUUGAAUAAACGAUUGUAAUACUUUCCUGUGGUCGCUGUGACAAAUUACCACAAAUCUCGUGGCUGAAAACAGCACAGAUGUGUUCUCUCCGAGUUGUGGAGGUCAGAAGUCUGAAAUGAAUCUUGCUGGGCUGAAAUCGAGGUGUCGGCUGGGCUGGGCUCCUUCUAGGGGAGGCUCUGGGGGAGAAUCCGUUCCCUGGCCUUUUCCAGCUUCUAGAGGCGGCCUGCAUCCCUCUGCUCGUGGCCCUCUUCCAACUUUAAAGAGCACCCCUCCGGCCUGUGCUACUGUUGUCAACCGCUUAGGGUCUGACCCUCCUGCCUCCCUCCUGUAAGGACCCUUGUGAUUACCUUGAGCCCACCCAGGUAAUCCAGGAUAAUCUCCCCAGCUCAAUAUCCUUAAUUUCAUCACACCUUUGCCUGAGAAGGGGACAUAUUCUCGGGUUCUGGGAAUUAGGACGUCAACGUUUUUGUUAUUCAGCAGGUCACACUAGUUUGUAAAGAGUGCCAGCAGUCCCUCAGUAUCCCAUUUAUAGCCCAUGGAAUGGUCUCCUAUGGAUGAAUAAAAGACUCCAUCCCUCUGCCGGAGCCCCUCCUUGGACCCCCGCUGGAGCUGUAGGGCCUCUUCAGGGCUGCCCUCGCAGGCUGCCCCAUACAUUUCCCACCUGGAAACCUUCAAAAGUGCUUAUUUAAGGCUUUUCCUUUUACACCCAGAGUCAGCAAGUUUGCAGGCCACUUGUCCUGUUGCAUAUUUUUUGUUUCUUUAAAAGCAGUAUGAAAAAUGUAAAAAAGCAAAUAAUUUUUAGCUUGAGGGCCUUACAAAACAGGCCAUUGGCUGGGACCCUGACUGGUGUUUGCCAGCCCCUGUUUUAGACUGAGCUGUGCAGGCUGGGGCCACGUGUGGCCGUCACCUUGGUGGCAGUCUCAAGGGCUUUUGUUCAUAGUGGAAUGUGUGUGUGCCCAUGGGUAUUGGGAGGGAUUCAUGUUCCUACCCCAGUGAUCUUUUCUGUUGGUUUGAUAUGACAAGUGUCUAAAAUUAAGAUCUCAUCUAGUCUUAAUGGAGAAGUUCAGGUUGUUUUCCAUUUGAAAGCCUAUUAAUUACUGGUCUGACACAGACACGAUACAGUCCCUUUCCUGGAGGAGGGGCUUACAGCCCAGUCGGGGGAAGCAGCCAGGGGAGGUUAUUACUAGUUCUGACUUUGGCAGAAACUCACUGGAUCCAGCUUCGGGGAGGGAGAUUUAAAGAUAAAGGGGUGUGUCCUGGAACCCUUGGCAUCAGAACUCGAAUUUGGACACUUUUGGCUGGUUUCCCUCCCUGUCAUCGCUCUUCCUUGCUCCUGGUACGUGAGGCAGGCACUGGGGAGGGUGGCUGGCAUCGAGUGCUCUCACGUGUAAACUUGGCGAGCACCUGAGCGUUUCUGCUGGUUUGUUUCUUCGUGGAGCCCUGUCUCCUGGACACUGCAGUGUGGUUCGCUUCCUGGGGAUUGGGUGCUGCACGUGAGCCUCUCCCUUGGCUGGCUCUUGCUGCACCUGGUAGGUGACCCCUGCACAUCCUGUGCAGCUCAGGACGCUCACCCCUAGGCAUCCAUUGAGGUGCCUGAGUGUUUCCGGAUACACAUUGCGUGCUUAUCUGUUCCUGUACCUGAGACAGUGACCAGCGGGUCUUGAGUAUCAGGUUUCAUGUGAAAUGAAUGAAAGGAUGGAUGUACCCAGCUCACUGGAUGUGCUCUUCUGGCCGGCGUGGCUUCAGAAUAGGAUCAAAUGACAGACCUUCGUGCUGCAGCUGCACCAAGUGCCUGUUAUGAGUCAUGGAUGUUUUCACAGUUACCUCCGUCCUGUCAUUUUACCGACAUGCCCAAACUGGUGCUUUAGCUUUCUUUUCCAUACACUAAUUCUAAUGGGAGGUAAUGGUCACUUGUACAAGUUUUAGUUUUCCAUGGUCAAGUUUAGAGCCAGUGAGGCCAAGGGUGAGGGUGGAAUAAAAGGCACUGGAGCUGGCACGUGGCCUUACUGAGUAUUGAAAUGGAUGAGCGAGGAAGUGAAUGAGGAAAGUGCUCCUAGAGGAGCCUGUAGAAAGUUAGAAGGUGGCAGAGGGGAAAAGCUUCUUCCUUGGUCGGUUUUUCAAGACGUUCUCUGAGUGGAAGGCAGGAGUGGAUGGUGAAGCCGCGGGGGCUCUGCACCGGGAGGCCUGCUCUCUGUUUGCCCCGUCUGCAUCUCGGAGUGCUGGUCCUUUAGUGUGAAAGGUACCUGCACCCGGCUGUUCCUGGGUGAUUUCCUGACUGUGUGCUUCCCUUUGCUUUGGGUUUGCUCAUCCUUGAAAUGGACAGUAGCCUUCCAUAAGGACGACCUUAUUUUCGAUGUGACGCGGAUGUGCUACAAGGGGCGAGCAUUUGUUUUUCCACCUUGCGGAGCUGUCCUUGACUCAGGGAGCAGACUCGGUGUGCAGAAGUUUACAUCUCAGUGUGGUUGGCAGAUCGGGAGCGGUGCCGAGAAAAAUUUCCUUACUAGAUGACAUUUCAUCGCAAUGUCCGAUCGCUUGGGGCAGAUAACCAAGGGCAAGGAUGGGAAAAGCAGGUACCCGACCCUCAGCCUGUUUGACAAGCGUCAAGGAAAGUCAGUAGACUCGGCCAGACCCUCAGUUAUUCCUAGACAUGGCUUACAGAGUCUCGGGAAAGUUGCCACAGCCCGGCGUAUGCCACCGCCUGCAAACCUGCCAAGCUUGAAGUCUGAAAACAAAGGAAACGACCCCAACAUCGUUAUAGUACCCAAGGACGGGACGGGAUGGGCAAACAAGCAGGAUCAGCAAGACCCAAAGAGUUCCAGUGCGACGGCCUCUCAGCCGCCGGAGUUGCUGCCGCAGCCGGGUUUGCAGAAAUCUGUCUCCAAUUUGCAGAAACCGACACAGUCGAUCAGUCAGGAGAAUACAAAUUCAGCGCCAGGUGGACCAAAGUCAUGGGCACAGCUGAAUGGAAAGCCAGCAGGACACGAAGGUGGUUUAAGGGCCUCAAGCCGACUAUUAUCCUUCUCUCCCGAGGAAUUUCCGACGCUGAAAGCAGCUGGAGGGCAGGACAAGGCUGGCAAAGAAAAGGGCGUCUUAGAUCUGUCGUAUGGGCCAGGACCAAGCCUCCGCCCUCAGAAUGUGACAAGCUGGAGGGAGGGCGGUGGGCGAAACAUAAUUUCUGCCACGUCUCUGAGCGCCUCCCCAACUGAGCUGGGCAGCAGGAACUCGAGUGCGGGAGACGGAGCCCCCUCCUCGUCAUGUACCAGCGAUUCUAAGGACCCCUCUCUCCGCCCGGCUCAGCCUGUCCGAAAAGGGGCUUCACAGUUCAUGGGGAAUGUAUACCACCCACCUACAUACCAUGACAUGCUUCCUGCUUUUAUGUGUUCGCCACAGUCAUCAGAGAACCAGGGUACAGUGGAACGAGGAUCUUUUCCCCUUCCCCAGCUCCGUCUUGAACCCCGUGUUCCUUUUAGACAGUUCCAGAUGAAUGACCAAGACGGAAAAGAAAACAGGCUGGGAAUGACUCGCCCGAUCCGUCCGCUGAGGCAGCUGGUGGAACGGGCGCCGAGGCCCACCAUCAUCAAUGCGGAGAACCUGCGGGGCCUUGACGACCUGGACACCGAUGCUGACGACGGCUGGGCAGGUGGGUGGGGGUGUUUGCUGGUGGGCUCACAGCUGAGGGUUUGGUCCUGGGAAGGAGAGCCCAUCCCAUCCUGGGGGCGCCGUGCCCGGGUUUUGAUGUGCAUUUCAUCUGAGACCGUCUCCUCUCGGCAGAAGUCCUCCGUGGGCAGUGUGUUCCGGCAGCAGUCUGUCGAGGACAAAGAGGACAAGCCACCCCCGAGGCAGAAGUUCGUCCAGUCGGAGAUGUCCGAGGCCGUGGAGCGAGCCCGAAAGCGCCGGGAAGAGGAGGAGCGCCGGGCCCGGGAGGAGAGGUUGGCCGCCUGUGCCGCCAAACUCAAGCAGCUGGACCAGAAGUGCAGGCGGGCUCAGAAGGCGGGCGGGGCCCAGGAGCCGGCGGGGAAGGAGGCGCCCCGCUCUCCAGGCACCCCACAGGAGAAUGGCCCAGCUGUCCGCAGAGGCUCCCCCGAGUUCUCUGCCCAGGAAGCCCCCAGCACGUUUUCGGAAGAAGCCCCUACAGCUCCUCCAGCUGUGGCUCAGAGCGGCGGCAGUGACGAGCGGGCCAGGGAGCCUGGGUCCCCCGCGCAGGAGUUCAGCAAGUACCAGAAGUCGCUUCCGCCCAGGUUCCAGCGCCAGCAGCAGCAGCAGCACCUGCCCAACUGGGUGUCUCUCCCUGGUCAGGAGCAGCUGUACAGGAUGCAGCACUGGCAGCCGGUGUGCCCUCCGCCGCCCCACCCGCAGCGCACCUUCUACCCGCACCAUCCUCAGAUGCUGGGCUUCGACCCCAGGUGGAUGAUGAUGCCUUCCUACAUGGACCCACGAAUCCCACCCACUCGGACCCCAGUGGAUUUCUAUCCCUCAGCCCUACAUCCCUCGGGAUUGAUGAAACCCAUGAUGGCCCAGGAUUCUCUCAGUGGAACUGGCUGUCGCUCUGAGGAUCAGAGCUGUGUGCCCCCACUGCCAGAAAGGAAAGUGACCACCAUCGAUGCAGCCCCUGUGUGGAGCCCCGAGGGUUACAUGGCGUUGCAGAGCAAGGGCUACUCGCUCCCCCACCCGAAAUCCAGUGACACUUUGGCCAUGGACAUGCAUGUCAGGAAUGAAAGCUCUUACUCUGCCUCACCUGGAAGGUCAGGGGGCGUAAGUGCCCGGCGCGAUCUCCUUGAGGAGAGAGGGGAGGAGUACUUGAGUGCUUUUGACAAGAAGGCCCCAGCAGACUUUGACAGCUGUGUCUCUUCUCAAAGAACAGGCCAGGGGAUUUUGUUUCCACCCCAAGAAAAUGUUCAGGAAGCAGGCGCGCCUGGGAGUCACACCCCAAACCUCAGGUGUUCCACACUGGAGCCCGACUUUGCCCCGGCUGAGAAAAAACCAGAGUAUAGCGAUUGGGACGUGAGCCGCCAGCCGAAGGCCGCCGACCCAGACACCAGGGUCGAGAAAGAGGCGCCCCAGGAGGAGCUGUCCUUCAGUGUCUCCUCCUGGGAGAAGGAAGGGAGCCCUGGCAAACAGCCGGCCCUGGAGCCCGAGUGGACACCAGAAGCCCGGGGCACCGGCAGUCAGCACCCGGAGCAGACCAGCAGGACCCGGAGGUCCGGCCCCAUCAAGAAGCCCGUCCUGAAGGCCCUGAAGGUGGAAGACAAGGAGAAGGAGCUCGACAAGGUGAAGCCGGAGCUGGGAGAGGGGAGCGCCCGCCUGGCUCGGGAGACGGGGCCCGUUUGCGAGGCGGCCGAGGACCAGGACCAAGAGAAUGCCCCCGCGCUGGCCAGCGUGGCCCCGGCCGCCUCAGAGGACCGGGGCUCGGCCCGUGCUGCCUUGGGCCGCGAGGCCAGCCGGCCGGAGGACGAUGGCCAGCCCGACGGGGCCCGGGUGGCCAGCCACACCCCCCCUACCAGGAGGAAUAACUGGAUCUUCAUUGAUGAGGAGCAGGCCUUUGGGGGCCGGGGGCAGGCCCGGGGCCGCGGCCGCGGGUUCCGAGAGUUCACUUUCCGCGGGCGGCCCGCGGGCGGCGGCCUCUGUGGCGGGGGCGUCCUUGGGGCGCGGGGCCUCUAUGGCGGCAGCCAGAGGAGCGGCCGCGGCCGGGGACCGCGAGAGUUCGGGCUGGCAGAUGACUUCCCCCGGGCCAAGCCCCGGCGGAGGAUCGCCAGUGAGACCCACAGCGAGGGCUCUGAGUACGAGGAGCUUCCCAAGCGGCGACGGCAGCGGGGCGCCGAGACCGGGGACGAGGGCGCGCUCCCGGAGAGGGAGGAGGCCGCCGGGAGGAAGGGUGACUUCAGGGAGUCCUGGAGGUCCGGCAGGAUGUGCCCCGAGGAACACGGCGGGCCAGAGGCCAAGAACCGAGGCCCGCGGGCCUUCGGGCGCGCCCUCCCCCCGCGGCUGAGCAACUGCGCAUAUGGCCGGAGAACCUUCGCGGCCAAGGAGGCGGCCCCCUGGCCGAGCCGGGGUCUGGGCGCCUCCUGGCAGGAGUCCGGCCCCCCCGACACGUGCGGGGCCCGGCGGCCCUCAGACAGAGACUACAUCCCGGACGCCUACAGACACCCCGACGCCUUGGGCACCCGGGGCUUCGAGGAUGGCCGUGUGGAGGACAAGAGGGCCUUCUUCCAAGAUGACCACGCGGCAGAUUCCGAAAAUGCCGAGAACCGGCCCUUCAGGAGAAGACGGCCCCCGCGCCAGGACAAGCCCCCCCGCUUCCGGCGCCUUCGGCAGGAGCGGGAGGCCCUGGGCCUGUGGGGGCCGGAGGAUGAGCAGCCCCUGCCAGCGGGCCAGUGGCCGGGCCGGCCCAGACCCUGUCCCGGGGACAGGAGCGGCACCACGGGCCGCAGGUCCCCCGAGCUCGCCUACCAGAACUCCUCGGACCACGCCAACGAGGAGUGGGAGACGGCCUCUGAGAGCAGCGACUUCAGCGAGAGGCGGGAGAGGCGGGACGGGCCCGGGCCCGGGCCCGAGCCCGACCCCCAGGCCGACGGCCUGCCCGGGGCGAGCACGGGCGAGAAGAAGGAGCUGGCCAAGCGGAGCUUCUCCGGCCAGAGACCCCUCGCUGACAGACAGAGCCGGAAGCUGGAGCCGGGAGGGUUCGGGGAGAAGCCUGUUAGGCCAGGUGGCGGUGAGACUUCUCCCCGUUAUGAGAGCCAUCAGAGUGGGACGCCUUUGAAAGCCAAAAGGUCCCCGGAUGACAGCUUGCCUGGAGGUCUCGGCUGCAGCAGUGGGAGCGGCCACUACACGCUGGAGCGGGCAGCCCAUGCCACCUCUGACAUCCCUGAAGCCUCCUGUGAGAAGGCAGAGAAGGAGGCCCAGCUGGCUGCCCAGAGGGCAGGCGAACAGGGAGAGACCAUGAAACCGUUUGACCUGAACUAUGGAAAUGCCGGCGUUGAAAACUGCGGAUCCAGCCCCGGAGAGGAGGGUGAGGUGGGCUCUGUGGUGGGGGAAGGCUUCAUCGAAGUCCUGACCAAGAAGCAGCGCCGUGUGCUGGAGGAAGAGAGGAGAAGGAAGGAGCCAGCCGUGCAGGUACCUGUCAAAGGCCGAAAUCUUUCCUCUCGUAUUCCUCCUCGGUUUGCGAAAAAGCAGAACCACCUGUGCCUGGAGCAAGGUGAUGGAGCUGUGCCUGGCAGUAGCCUGGGUACCGAGAUCUGGGAGAGCAGCGGCCAGGCCCUCCCCAUUCAGGCCUCGACCGGCGACUCCUGGGCCAAAGCCGCCACUGCCUUUGCCGGCACCGAGCCCGGCUCUGCCGAGCAGGGCUUUAAGAGCAGCCAGGGAGACAGUGGCGUUGACCUGAGCGCCGAGUCUCGGGAGUCCUCAGCGACCUCCUCGCAGCGCAGCUCCCCGUACGGCACUCUGAAACCGGAGGAGGCGAGCGGGCCUGGCCUGGAGCCCAAGGCCGAUGGCCACAAGGAGCAGACUCAGAAGCAGUCAGAGCCGAAGGAUUCCGAACAAGGCUCAGGACAGAGCAAGGAGCACAGACCAGGCCCCAUCGGCAAUGAGCGGUCUCUGAAAAACAGAAAGGGCUCCGAGGGGGCUGAGCGGCUGCAAGGGGCUGUGGUGCCCCCUGUCAAUGGGGUGGAGAUUCACGUGGACUCUGUGCUGCCAGUGCCCCCCAUUGAAUUUGGAGUCAAUCCAAAGGACUCUGAUUUCAGCUUGCAGCCCGGUUCUGCCUCUGGUCCCGCGGGGAAUCCAGUUGUCAAACUUCAGGACGCGUUGGCCAGUAACGCUGGGUUGGCACAGAGUAUUCCCAUCCUCCGGCGCGAUCAUCACAUCCAGAGGGCCAUUGGCCUCUCCCAGAUGUCCUUCCCCACCGCUGACCUCACUCUGAAGAUGGAGUCUGCGCGCAAGGCUUGGGAGAACUCACCCAGUUUGCCGGAGCAGAGCUCUCCAGGAGGCACUGGCUCGGGCCUGCAGCCCCCAUCCUCCGGGGGAGCCUCCAGCGGGGUCACCUACAGCUCCUUCGGUGGGGUCUCCAUGCCUCCCAUGCCCGUGGCCUCGGUCGCACCUUCUGCGUCUCUUCCAGGCAACCACCUGCCACCUCUCUACCUGGAUGGCCAUGUGUUUGCAAGUCAGCCCCGGUUGGUUCCUCAGACGAUACCUCAGCAGCAGAGUUACCAACAGGCUGCCGCUGCCCAGCAGAUCCCGAUUUCCCUUCACACGUCUCUGCAAGCUCAAGCCCAGCUCGGGCUGAGGGGCGGGCUCCCCGUCUCCCAGUCUCAGGAGAUCUUCAGCUCCUUACAGCCCUUCAGAUCUCAGGUGUAUAUGCACCCCAGCCUGUCACCGCCCAGCACCAUGAUCCUCUCCGGAGGCACAGCCUUGAAGCCCCCCUACUCGGCGUUCCCAGGCAUGCAGCCCUUAGAGAUGGUGAAGCCCCAGUCCGGCUCGCCCUACCAGCCCAUGAGUGGAAACCAAGCCCUGGUCUACGAGGGCCAGCUCGGCCCGGCCGCCGGGCUCGGCGCCUCCCAGAUGUUGGACUCCCAGCUCCCGCAGCUGACGAUGCCGCUGCCUGGCUCCCAGCUGCCCCUGCCUCGGUACGGCUCUGGGCAGCAGCCCCUGCUCCUGCCGCAGUCCAUCCAGCUGUCACAGGGGCAGAGCCUCUCUGUCGGGGCCCCCCGAAGAAUGCUCCCACCUGGCUCCCAGCCUUCGGUCCUUAACACCAGCAGAGAGUCCUCUCAGAUGGAGAUGAAGGGCUUCCACUUUGCCGACAGUAAACAGAAUGUUUCUUCAGGAGGCUCCAUGCCAUCACCGCAGACCUACAGGCCUAGCUCUGCUAGCCCCAGUGGGAAGCCCUCUGGAUCAGCAGUUAACAUGGGCUCUGUGCAGGGACACUACGUUCAACAGGCAAAACAACGAGUGGAUGAAAAGCCCAGCCUGGGAGCCGUGAAGCUGCAGGAGGCCCCCUCAGCCGCUUCCCAGCUGAAGCGAACUGGAGCGAUCAAGCCCCGGGCGGUGAAGGUGGAGGAGAGCAAGGCCUGAAGAUGCUGGGCCUGGCCUGCCCGGAAGGACUGCCGCCCCUCGACCUCGCUGCCACCGGACGCUGGGGAGUCUCCCAGGUGGAUCCACCGUCCACCGACCUGGCCCGGACUGCGAGAUCUCCCUGCUCUCCUCCACUCCUGAAAGCUCCGUUGUCCAACCAGCUUGCACCCGUGGAUCUGUGGCAUUGACCUGCUUGGCUUUAACACGAAAAAAACAAAAAAGCAAAUGACUCCAUUCCCGCCUCCUUUGCGCCACGACCGUGGAGUGACCGAGCCGUCGUGCCGUGCAGAUUAACCCCGCCCUCCCCUCCUCAUCCUGCUUCUGGCGGCCACGGCGCCCUCCACCGAGCUUCCUUCCCUCCCCGCUUUCCAUCCCUGGGCACAGUGGUCUGGCAGCAGGGCCGUUUUAGUUGAGGCUUUUUGUUCUAAAAAGCAGCUAAAGGUUUUUACAAAAGAGAAAGGAAAAGAGAAACACAAGCUUCGUCUGUAAGAGCUGGACUUUUAUAUGUUCUUUGCCGUCCUCUCCCUGACCCCUCUUCUGUUGCGGUAGUUUCCUUUUAACCUCUCUCCUGUUUCAUUUGAUACAUCACUGCUGUGAUACCUUAAGAGGUGAUGCGUAGGAACGUGGCCUCUCCUCUCCUGCUCUCUGUGUCUCGGUUGGUUAACCUUUGAGGUUACUUGCAAAAGGAAGUGGUGACUUAAGACACCGCUCCUGAGCUUGGGAAGCGGUGGUGGGAGGGAGGGGAGGUGGGAUGGCGUUUUAGUCGGGAAGCCGCUGGCCUGGUGACCACAGCGACUUCAUGGGCGGCCCGGCCCGGUGAAGUUGACGCCGUUUUUAGCAUAAGAAUUACACAGAAUUUCUGUCUUGAACUCUUCAAAACUGGUGGGGACACUGACCGCUGGGCACCUGAGGUGAAUCAUGGAGAUAGAAGGCCCUGGCAUUUUCCAGUCUGGCCUGGACGGUGCGAACUGACAGCGCCAGCCCCCGUCAGUGUCUGCUUCUGGGACUCCAGCGCCCGCGGGGCCUGAUGUUUUCCCACGCGCUCCCUCCCCUCCGAGCUUCCCUCGUCCUUCCUGAGCUGUCCUUCCUGAGCUGCCUCCGUGUCUCUGGGUCCUCCUGUCCCUCCACCUCUCUCACAGCUCGUCACUGGAAGCCACGUACUUCCUCUGUGGUGACGGACGCGUGGACAGUUGUCACUAGAGACCGUGCACUUCAUCCGCGUGGCCGUGAGCGCAUGGACGGGGGUUUGGUUGGGUCUGCGACAGAGGCGUGAGCUCUGGGAGGCUGCUGGGAGAGCUUCCUUUUCUCCGCUCCCAGCAGCAGACCCAGGCUGUGGGGACAGAGAGGCCUGAGCUGGGCAGUGGGUCUCUUCAAGGACAGAGCAGUGUCCAAGGGGAGGAUGGGUUGCAGGGCUGACGGUGACUCCCGGAACAGCCUGGGUAGCCUCGUAAGUCUGCAGAGCUGCCUUUGUCAGAGUCUGUGUGAGGCAUUUUAUGCUAGGCUUUUGUUUUUAAGAUAAGAAUUAGAAGGAAAUCAUCCCAAAUUCUGUCAUUCCAAGGAAAGGCGAGGGGAAAUUUGAAGUUUUGCUCACGCUCUUGGGAGUAACUAACGCGCCAUCUACCUGCCGUUGCUGGCGGGUCCAGGGAAGACCUGCCUCGGAGAAUGGGCAGUAGGCGAUCGGGGGCGUGCCCCACAGAGUCCACCCGCAGUGUCGCCACAGGUGUGUGACAGUCACUCGGGCAGUGGCUCUAAGCUCUGUCCAGUGUGGAACACGGGGAAAGAAGCGCCUUGGGAACCGCCGAAGUCACUUGUUGCUCUUCAGUGCUUUAAGGAAGUGGGGGAGCAACAGCCUCCUGGCAGAGGGUGCAGGGCUCCUCCGGCGUCAUCCGGGGAGGCCGGUUUUCUGAAGGGUGCUUCGCUGCUUGAUCGAUAGUGUUCAGCGCUCCCCUCCUUGCCUCCACCCUCAGGCCUUACUUCUCACUAGCUUUUUUUUUUUUUUCUCCUUCAUCCCCUGACGCUUUACUCGGAAGGCCCUUCUUGAAGGGCUGCCCACUGGCUCACCUGCUCUUGUCUCCCUUCCCCCGCGAGUGCCUAGCUGCCGUCCCCGCACCCAGCCACCCUGACUGAGCUCCUCUCCGCUCCAGUCGCCCCUGCAGAGGCCACACACUCACUCUUAGAAACACGGCCAGACCCCUCACACCUAAUUCCAGUGCACAUUGUUUGUCAAAAGGAAAAAAGGCUUUCUCAUUUUGAAAUUGAACAGGACAGUUCUGGAUGCUGUUACAAACUCUCACGCUGUGUGCUUCAGGUGAACCUGCCAUCGGAGUGACGGUACUUCCUGUUUGAGAAAAAAUAAAAACGAAAGGGUCACCUGUUCUCCAGCCCUUUUCUCUACCCCUGUAUUUCCCCACCCCCACCCCCCAAUAAAAACAGAAAACACUAGAAUUUAUUUAUAUGUAUUGAUGUUGUAGGUCUAGGUGAAAAAAAGUAAAUGUUUCACUGCUCUAUUUAUAUAUAAUGUCUGAAUUAUUCUGUGCAGGAAAGGCCAGGAAAUUGCAUGUGAAGUUCAGUGCGUUUACCACCUUCGUGUGCCCAAGCUGCAGUCUCUUCCCCGCUGAGAUACAGAUUUUACAUUGAACUCUGGAGGCAGAGGGCAGGCCUUGGGCCCAACCAACACCCCGUCCCUUCCUUGGUCUGAUGAAAUGCAGUUUUUAGUGCAGAGAUGUCUUAAGGUGCAAUCUCUCUCCUCUUUUCAUGUGGUUUUAGAGCCAAGCGCAAGGUAGUAGGACUUAGGGUCAUAUUUUGCCUUCAAAUCCCCAUCCUCAGAGUGCGUGUCCAUGCCAAGGCCUCUGGCAGAAUGCCUUGGGCCUUUGGCGGGAACAGGUGGAGACUAGCGCUUAACCUUUUCUGCUGCUGGGGGUGGGGGUGGGGUGUCAGAGUCUUCUCGCUGCGCCUCUGCCUGCUAAAAUUACCCUCCCUUCCCAUGCUGGCCGCUUUGCCCUGGCCCGCUGAUGGUGCAGCCCGUUGUUCAGCAAGCCAGUGUCCUGCAGUAUGUCCAACAUCAGUUAGCGGGGUAAAAGCCAAGAGCAUGGGUCCAUGUGUCCUUGUCCACCCACUGAAGACUUCUUUGGCAUGUGUAUUUGGUCUGGUUCUCUUUGCUUCCCCUUUUUAAUCGUCAUCAUUAUGGUUUUCAAACAUGGGAUUCAUACGCUUUUGGCUUUGGGUUCCUUCAGGGGGAAAACUAAAGUACGACUAUUGCACAUUCAGAAAAUCUGGUUGGUCCAGUUCCAAAGCCACGGUCAUUCCAGCCACUGCCAGGGGAUAUUGGGGCAUCUUGUCAUUCAAUAACGGGCAUCAGUUCUCUCCGGCUCUGCCCUCGCCCUCCUGUCUUCUGGACCUGCUUUCUGGAUGGUUGAUGAGGUUGGUGACUGAUGGUCAAGGGCCGAGGAGGCCAAGGGUGCACACGAGGGCAUGGCCACGCCCAGAACUGGCCUGCCGAGGCAGUGUGUGGCCAACUGCUGAAGCCCCCUCCCUGCUGUGUGGUUCCCCUCCACCAAGUAGCUGCAUGUUGCCUCUCAAAUCUGCAUUUGUCCCAUUUCCCUUCCUGCAGAGCUAGCCUGGGUUAGAAGGUCUGUUGGAAAUGGCCUUUGGCAACCAAGGACACUAGGGUACUUGUUUGUACUGUUCUGUGAUGACUGGGAAAUGCAGACUUCCAGAAAGCCGGCUCUUCCUGUUUGAAAAGUGAACUGGACCUAAGACGAGCAGAUCACCCGGACAGGAAUGGCUCAGUGUUGGGGUCAGACACUCUGUCCCCCAGCCGUGCCCUCCACCGGGACCACCAGCGCAUAUUUGACUAGUGAUAUUACAACCUGCUGUUCACCAUUUCUCCAUCCCAGUUAGGUGGUCUCCAAGAUGGUACAGUGUCCCCGGGGCCCCGUCUUCAGCGUGCUACAAAGCCUCCGGGUGGAACUUUCUGUUAAGGCUCUCUGUGGAUGACUUUCUUCCAUUGUGUAAAGGGGUUCCUGUACUCCCAAGCUUUUGACCUCAUGCCUUGCAUAGUAAUAAGGGUUCGGGUUUUUUUUGUUGUGUUUUGUUUCCUUUUGUUCUUAUUUUGGCCUUUCCUGUGUGUCUUUUCACGUAGACCAGAUAUUUGAAAGGGCAGACGAUGGCUAAAGGUGUAACGUGCAGCUUGUUUCUACGUUGUUUGGGGGAGCUUCUACCUUGGAUGGGAAAUGGAACCGUGGAUCCAGCAGGCCAUGGUGGCACACUCACCCCUCACCCUUCCCUCCGGUUCAGUACCUACGGUUUCUCCUUUCAAAUAUGUGAUUGUACUAGCUCUUUCCAUACGAAAGAAUUCUCCGUAUUUAAA
Molecule: messenger RNA, 13818 nt
Organism: Aethalodelphis obliquidens (Pacific white-sided dolphin)
Lineage: Eukaryota; Metazoa; Chordata; Mammalia; Artiodactyla; Delphinidae
Gene: PRRC2B
Product: proline rich coiled-coil 2B
Exons: 30
Coding region: 2910-9449 (2179 amino acids)
Biological process (GO): cell differentiation
Source: RefSeq, a predicted model, not a curated record